This is a messenger RNA of Anguilla anguilla (European eel), 807 nucleotides long. RefSeq names its product SPC24 component of NDC80 kinetochore complex (gene spc24). The record is from RefSeq and is a predicted model, not a curated record. Lineage: Eukaryota; Metazoa; Chordata; Actinopteri; Anguilliformes; Anguillidae. The coding region runs from base 118 to 720 and encodes 200 amino acids. The transcript has 6 exons.
GAUACCUCAGGAUACGCCAAGCGCGGUUCUUGCGAGGCUAGUUUGAAUUUUCAAAACAAGACUCAACAGGAAGGCGACUGCCGUGGUGAAUUAGAAAAGCCAGUUUAUUGCGCGACCAUGUCACUGAACAAGGGAUUCCAGGAUCUGGAGGAGUAUGGGGAAAUGUUGGUCCGCACCAUCAAGAGCAGCAAAGUCGAGCACAACCUGCGCACCAUGAGAGAAGGGUACCAACUUCUGUUCGACCUCCACACCAACACAAAGAAAACCAUCACUCAGCUUUUAAGCGAUCUGACGCAUGCAAAGGAGGGAGUGGGGCAGAAACUACUGGCGGUGGAGAGGCAGAAGAGUGAGCUGUCGCAGGAGCUGCAGAGCCUGGAGCAGGACCUGCAGCACAGUGUGGCUAAGAACCAGACCAUGGAGGCCGAGUUGCAGUUCCUGAAGAGGGAGCUGCAGAACCUGAAGGACUCUGAGCGCGAGAUCCAAACCCUGCAGGACGAGGUGGACGAGGACACAACGGAGAUCAUCCCUUCUGCUAUAUACCUCGCCCAGCUGUACUACAAGGUCACUAAGAUUAAGUGGGAGCAUGACAAUAAACCUGGAGUCCUGAAAGGAGUGCAUUACGGAGAAGACCUUGCCACUCCGAUCAACGUCGACCUCUCAUCGCAGUCCAAGUGCUCCGUUACCGACUACCUCUGGAGUUUCGUCGGCACCGAUUGGUAGAAGUUAGGUUUUUUUAUGUCAGUUUUUUGUCUGUUGUAUUUAUGUGUUUGUAUAAUACUAAUAAAAGUGUUCAUUUUUAACACGAUA